Exophiala spinifera is the source of this 696-nucleotide messenger RNA. RefSeq lists its product as uncharacterized. The record is from RefSeq and is a predicted model, not a curated record. The transcript has a single exon. Lineage: Eukaryota; Fungi; Ascomycota; Eurotiomycetes; Chaetothyriales; Herpotrichiellaceae. The coding region runs from base 1 to 696 and encodes 231 amino acids.
AUGCCUCGAAUUGAUUUGAGUAAGGUCGAAACCAAGAGGGUGAUGGCCGACUUUAAGGGACACUUCCAUCAAAGUCUAUACGGCCUUGAAAGAUUCAUCAGGGACGACAAACAUCCCGGGGAUAGUCCCAUACCACGACUUCUCGGCGACAUGAACCAAUUGCUCCUCAAACUCGAUCGUACAAAGCAUGAAAUGAGAUCACGGCCCAUGGCAACCCUCAAUGAUGCCGAAUCCUUCUGUGCCAUCCAUGGCCGGCGAGAGCCACAGUUCAAAGAGAUCAGCGCUUGGUUCCUCAGAAACCCCCUCUGGUCCUGGGCCCCCAUUUUCUCGGAUGAUCUUACCGCGAAUCGCGUCGUAGCCUACUUAUGUGCCGUCGAGCUUAGCGAGGCCGUACUUGGACAUCUACCACGGCAAGAGGAGAACUUGACGGACCCAUGGAGGGCAUACCUCUCCCUGAAACUGUACACGUGGAUCUUGCCGAAGAGACUCGGGCUAGAGCUUUGUAGAGUGCUAAUCGAAGAACGAGUUGCUCUGCAGAUGAAACAGCGCGCAUCUGGGCAGGUCGAUGGCAAAGGGCUUGAAGAUGUCAGGCAAUUGGAACGUCUUCACCAGGACCACGUGGAAAUACUGAAGGGGAUCUUUUCAUCUUUUCACAGUUGGGCCAUUACACUGGGUCGCAAGCAAAGGAGGGAAUAA